AUGUAUCGCGUUGAAGACAACCGUCUGUUUACCUUUACCCGAAUCUGUGAUGAAAUAGCAGUGGAACGAAGUUAUUUAAAUAAGGCACAAAUUUUACAAAAUUUCUUUAAGAAAGGAUGCAACAAAAAGGAAUUCAAGGGCGAUUUGCUGUUAUGGGUUCGCAUGUUAAUACCCUCCGAUUCACAGCGUGUCUACAAUUUAAAAAAUAAACAAAUGUUGAAGUUGUUUUCAAGACUCUUUCAAACGGAUGCCCAUGAAAUGCAAUUGGAUUUGGAACAGGAGGGUGAUGUCUCCGAAACAUUGCGUAAAUUUUUUGAGACAUCGAAUAAGCUGAAACCCCAAAAGGAUAGCUCAUUGUAUUUACAAGAUGUUGAAGAAUUUCUCGUGAAAUUGGAACAACGUACCAAAGAGGAUGAACAAACCGGACUGCUGAGGGAGCUGUGUAAACAAACUACGUCACAGGAUUUGAAGACGAUUAUCCGCAUAAUAAAUCAAGAUUUACGAAUGAAUGCAAAAGCUAGUCAUGUCUUGGCGGCAUUUGGCCCCAUGGCAUAUUCUGCAUAUCAGGCCACAAGAGAUCUCUCAGCAGUUGUCAAACAAUUUGCUUUUAAGAAAACCGAGGGCAAUAAUAUCUUCACUGCAGCCGAGCCAAAAGCCAAAGGCAAGAAAGCAGCAGCUGGUUCUGUACAAGUUAUGACACCCAUAGCACCAAUGUUGGCUAAUGCUUGCAACUCCGUGGAGGAGGCCUUUCGAAAAAGUCCUUCGGGUCUAUUCAGUGAAAUUAAAUAUGAUGGCGAGCGAGUGCAAAUACACAAACAGGGAAAUGAGUUUAAAUUCUUUAGCCGUAAUUUAAAGCCAGUUAUGGAUCACAAAGUUAAGCGUUUCAAGGAAAUGAUACCAAAGGCCUUUCCUGGAGCUGGUGAUAUGAUAUUGGAUUCGGAAAUAAUAUUGGUUGACACUUUGAGUGGGGAAUUGUUGCCAUUUGGUUCACUGGGUGCCCACAAAAAGAAAGAAUAUCAACAUGCCGAAGUUUGUCUUUUUGUAUUCGAUUGCAUAUUGUUUAAGGGAGAAGAUCUAACCAAUACCCCCCUUCGACAACGUCGAAAAAUUCUCGAAGAUAAUAUAACACCCAUACGUAACUAUGUACAACUAUCCGAAUCACAUUUUCUGAAGACAAAAACUGAACUAUCCCUAAUGACUGCUAAAGUUUUGAAAGCCCAUUUAGAAGGUGUUGUGCUAAAAGAUCCAUCCGGUACAUAUCAACCCGGCAAGAGAGGAUGGCUUAAGGUUAAGAAAGAUUAUCUAUUUGGUGGUCGUAUGGCAGAUACAGCAGAUUUAGUGGUAUUGGGUGCAUCAUAUGGUUCGGGUAAAAAAGGUGGAGUUCUUAGCAUCUUUCUAAUGGGUUGCUAUGAUGAACGUGAUCAUCUGUGGAAAACUGUUACCAAGGUGCAUACAGGGUUGGAUGAUCAGACACGCCUUGAGAUGCAUGAUCAUUUAAUGAAAUUAAUGGAAAGAUCCGAUCCAAAACAUUUGCCAACAUGGUUUUUGUGUAACAAACCCUUAGUACCGGAUUUCAUUGCCAAAGAUCCGAAGGUUAUGCCAGUUUGGGAAAUUACAGGAGCGGAAUAUACAAAAUCUAAUGAACAUACCGCCUCGGGUAUAUCAAUACGAUUUCCACGCAUAACACGUUUGCGGGAUGAUAAAACAGCCAAGGAGGCCAAUAAUCUUGAACAUUUGGAAAAUAUGUAUGAAGCCUCAAAGAAUAAUGUCAAUGUGGAUUUAUUAAUAAAGGGGUGUGAUGAGGAAUCAGAGGAUAAAGUGAAAAUAAAUAGUAAACUUAAUUUAAAAGAUUCCACAACAACACCAAAACGAGAAAUAAAACAAGAACCCAUGGAUGACAGCCCACAAAGCAGCAGUAAAAAGAAAGCAAAAACAACACCGUCAACCAGCAAUAAGAAAAGAAAAUCCAUAAAUACACCUGAUGAAGAUCAAGACGAAGAAUUUGUGGAAAAUAAAAAAAUCAAAGUGGAAAAAGACGUCAAAAAAGAAAGCAAAACAUCUACGGCUAAAAAACAAUUGACACUUGAUUUUGUGUUGAAAAAGGAAAUUAAAAAAGAAGUGGAUGAGCCACCCACGACGUCUUCCAAAAAUAUCGUAAAACAGCAAUUGAAUGAAUCUCCCUCAACCUCAACAAAAACGACUUAUGGACAAUCGGCUGAUGUAUCAACCAUUCGAAAGAAAAGCAAUCUAUUUAAAAAUCUAACUGCCUAUUUCAAUAAUGUGAACGAUGCUGAUAAAUUAAGAGAGAGUUUUAUAGCUAAUGGUGGUAGUGUUACCACAAAUAAAAAAUUAGCCAAUUUAAUUAUACACGAAACCUGCCAUCCACCCAAUAUUACAUUAAGUUAUUGUAGAUCGAAAUAUCGUGCGUCUUGUCAUCAUUUAAGUAAACAAUGGCUCUUGGAUUGUCUCAAAGAAAAUUCGCUAUUAGAUUAUGGCCUUUAUGCAGUUGUCCUAACGACGAAAUAA
Messenger RNA from Musca vetustissima, 2526 nucleotides. Its product is annotated as DNA ligase 3-like. The transcript is spliced from 7 exons. Gene Ontology annotation, molecular function: DNA binding; DNA ligase (ATP) activity; ATP binding. Gene Ontology annotation, cellular component: DNA ligase III-XRCC1 complex. The coding region runs from base 1 to 2526 and encodes 841 amino acids. Gene Ontology annotation, biological process: DNA biosynthetic process; double-strand break repair via alternative nonhomologous end joining; lagging strand elongation. The record is from RefSeq and is a predicted model, not a curated record. Lineage: Eukaryota; Metazoa; Arthropoda; Insecta; Diptera; Muscidae.